Molecule: messenger RNA, 1791 nt
Organism: Talaromyces atroroseus
Lineage: Eukaryota; Fungi; Ascomycota; Eurotiomycetes; Eurotiales; Trichocomaceae
Exons: 3
Coding region: 1-1791 (596 amino acids)
Source: RefSeq, a predicted model, not a curated record
AUGGCAGAGCAUGGGCCAAGAUCUAAACGCCCUUGCCAUUCUACAUCACUGUACCAUUUAACGACUCAUUCGUCGACUGCUACCCCUCUGAUGAUGGGCUCUGUGCUGCAUGACACAUCGCAGUUGCUCAAUGCACGAUCUGCACCUGCACCUACAUCCGCACUGAGACCACUCUACAUGCCAGCUGAGCAGAUGGCUCUUCUAUAUCCCCAAGGAGACCAAGCCAGUUUCUUUGGUGCCAAUGCACAUGCUGGCUUGACCACUGUACCAACUUCGCUUGCAUUUGGACCAAAUCACAUCCAACAAGCCCACUCUCAAAAUGUCUUGGAGCUCUCUGCUGCUGCUCCCAUACCACCAAGUUGCCCUUCCAUGAAUAAUGCACAACCUAUGAAUGGGAAUGGUUAUUUUCAGUCUCCUUUAUCGCAGCCAACCUCGACUCCGUUGCAAAUUACUGCGCCUCGUCAACCCGUGGGAAUUUACGAAUUCAUUGGCGAGAAUCCUGCGAAUUUAGAGGCGAGGCACAAGAGACGUCCACGAACGGAGGCCCAUGAACAGGCUGUGAAGUCUACAAUAGGCGCGGGGGGCGCUUGCGUCUGGUGCCAAGCAAAAAAGAAAGGGUGCGGAUCGGAAAUUCCGUGCAAAGCCUGUACACAACAGAACAAAAUCUGUAUCCGGGGCUCUUCAUCUAUUUGCUUGACAUCGACAACUAAAAUCAAUGCGGGUCGCCAACUAAACCCUGACAGCUUUCAAAAGGCUCGAGAUAUAAUGACACAGCUGAAGAACAAUUGGGCCUUGUAUCCUCAACAUUAUCAUAAAACUUGGAGUGCUGAGGCUGCUAAACUCGACCUUCAUCGACUGGAUGCAGCCGUCCAGACUUCGUUGGUCAGUUUAGCACUCAGCUUUGUUGCGGUUCCUGGAGUCGAGAGCUCGGAAUUUUCAGAUCCACUCAAUAAGAAUGCACUCAAAGUGGCCAAAUUGUUCGCCGCUAUCUAUCAACUCUCCAAGUCCGAUGUUUCAGUGCAGUCCAUGGCUGUGGGAGUUGGAAGGAUGACGGUGUUCUUUCUGAUGACUAUAUAUGCGAUGGAAAUGUGCAAUGCAUCAGUUCACUUUGCCGAUGAACUCUAUGCUGCCAUUCGAAACAAAAAGUCGGAGGGACGUGUCGAACAGCAUGCCAUCAGGGUAUACAGCCAAGUCAUCAAAAAAAUGAUGACUUUACAGCACACCGAGUCCUUGAUAUCGGCCAUAUUUGAACCGAUUCAACCUCGAUUGGAAAACCUACGCGACACUGUUCAAAAACUUCUUUUGUCCCCGAUGUCAAAGCGUGUGAUGCCUGACUUUUCAGGUCUCAGACCAUUUCAUAUCGCCAUUGGACUCACACCUGCGGUGACAGGGACCACACCCACAGCAAGCUCCAGACAAGAGAUGAGACAUGAACAGCUGCGGUAUAGCGUUGAAAAUCUCCUCCGGGAGGAUUUUGAUUUGGGUAUGAACAAUGGAUUUGGUAUCCCUGAGACGAUAGACCCACAUUUGUUGUCGCCUGCGAUGGCCACGCAAACCACGACGCCCAGCUACGAGACUUCGACCAACCUAUACAGUGCUGGAAGCUUCACCGAUAUUUUUAGCAGCGCUGUUGGGGGCUUUCAGAGCACUGAUAUCACUUACCCUCAUCGUGUUGGGACGGCCCUGUACCCAUCUCAGUUCGAUGGGUAUGCUGCCAACAGCAGCUAUCCUGGCGGGGCAUUUGGGAGAGCAAACGAUUUUGCGAAUAUUGGGACUCACUUUUCCCAUUGA